UGCAUGAUGUGCAUAAUGGAGAGGCACACCAUUGCAACAUUCAGCUCCAAGGGCAAGGUCAUCAAGCCCUUGGAAAUCGUCCAAAACCUCAAACGGAUCGUCAAACACCUGCAGUUUGGCAAACAGGAGGACGUGCAUGAGUUCUUCUGCUACAUCAUAGAAGCUCUGCACCUCUCCUGCCCAAUCAACCACGACAAGCUGGAAGAACAUAUGGAGAAGACCUCGGUGAUUCACCAGAUCUUCACAGGGCAGCUGAGAUCGACAGUGGAGUGCACACAGUGCUCCUGCACCUCUGACACAUUCGAAAACUGCCUGGACAUCAGUCUUCACAUCAACAAUUCGCCAGAUCUGCUGGCAGCUUUUGCAGAUUUCACCAAGACAGAGACACUGGAUGAAUACACUUGCCAAAGGUGCUGUUGCAAGGUGAAGGCCACGAAGAGGAUGAGCCUUCACCAUCUCCCGAACGUCUUGGCCCUCUCCAUCAAGAGAUAUGACCUGUUUGGAAACAAGAUCAAUCGGGAUUGCCCGUACCCACAGCACCUGGACGUGCGGCCAUUCAUGUCACAGCAGGAGGACGCAGACCCUGUAGUGUACAGGUUAUACUCGGUCCUUGUGCACUCUGGGAAAUCCAGCACAGAGGGACAUUACUACUGUUACAACAAGAUCUGCGAUGGGAGAUGGUUCCGGAUGGACGACGACUUGGUGACGCCGGUCGACACCAGGGUGGUCAUGGAGAAACAGGCAUACAUCCUCUUCUACGUCCGGUCCCCAGAGAUGAAGGCCAUACCCGUGUGCAGUCAAAUCAACGGCGGCCAUGGGAAAUGGCAUUAAAAGAGGC
Lethenteron reissneri (Far Eastern brook lamprey) is the source of this 838-nucleotide messenger RNA. Its product is annotated as ubiquitin carboxyl-terminal hydrolase 36-like. The record is from RefSeq and is a predicted model, not a curated record. Lineage: Eukaryota; Metazoa; Chordata; Hyperoartia; Petromyzontiformes; Petromyzontidae. Gene Ontology annotation, biological process: regulation of apoptotic process; protein deubiquitination. Gene Ontology annotation, cellular component: cytosol; nucleus. Gene Ontology annotation, molecular function: cysteine-type deubiquitinase activity.